Messenger RNA from Toxorhynchites rutilus septentrionalis, 2169 nucleotides. It is a transcript of the gene Cpes, whose product is annotated as ceramide phosphoethanolamine synthase. NCBI's taxonomy places the organism in Eukaryota, Metazoa, Arthropoda, Insecta, Diptera, Culicidae. Gene Ontology annotation, molecular function: phosphotransferase activity, for other substituted phosphate groups. Gene Ontology annotation, cellular component: membrane. The coding region runs from base 301 to 1446 and encodes 381 amino acids. The record is from RefSeq and is a predicted model, not a curated record. The transcript is spliced from 2 exons. Gene Ontology annotation, biological process: phospholipid biosynthetic process.
UCACUCGCUCAACCUUUCCGCGCAGCGCGAACGUCUUCCGAUCCGACAGUAUCGCGACAAGAUCCUCUACUGUCUCGAGAACUACCAAACGCUGGUACUGGUCGGCGAAACGGGGUCCGGCAAGAGCACACAAGUACCGCAGACUGUGGUCAUAGUGGUGUAGAAGUCCUAUCCUUCGAACAAAAAAAAAAAACAGAACACAAAACCCGAUUGAAAUUACCGCGCACAUUCGCCAUUCGCACGGCGGAGUAACGUGUAAAAUCGCAAACAUUAGUUCUCUGGAACCCACAUUCCGAAGCCAUGGUUGGUCCUAGCUCGCAGAUCAGCAAGUUCCUGCUGACGCUGCUGUUCUUACUGAUCAUCUUCUUCAUAUGGAUGGAUGUGAAUCUGUACAUUCGCAUCCAGGACUAUCCGAUUCGGGACAAUGAAAUUCGUUUGCUGAACGGAAGCACCAUGCUGAAGCCUACUCUUCCAGCGACGCAGUCUUACGCAACAUCAGCAGUUCCACGCAGGCAGCAGGAGUUGUUUGCGGCGAGGUAUGAGGAUGUGGCCUGGGUGUCGUGUGAUUUGAACCCACUGUGUGAUGUGACCGUCAAAGCGAUGAUGUUGGAUCAGACCAAUCACUAUCUGUUUGCGCCGAUGGCAACCAUUGCGGACAAUCUGGCAGGAUUUUCGAAAGGAGAUCUGAUCACCCCGAACAUGAUCUCAUUCUUCCAUGUGUUCGUGGCCAUUGCUUCGGGUAAAAUGAUUGCCUCCGACUCGCUGGGAUAUCGCAGGAUUGGAGUGGUGUUGUUCCAGUUUCGCACGUUCUUGGACGAUUUGGAUGGCCAUGUGGCAAGAGCCAAGAAACACAUCCGAGGGGAACGAUCGGACAUUGGCUCCGCUGGCUAUUAUAUCGAUGGUAUCUGCGAUGGAUUAGGAUGCAUUGCACUGAUGAUCGGAGUGUUCAUCUUCCUGAAAAAUAAUCCACCACGGCGAGGGUACACUCAGCUGCAGUCGAUUAUUCCUGUUUCGGAAUCGAAAAGUUCCGAAUCCGGAGUAAUCUAUAAGGUGAAGGUGACGACGAAGAAAGUUGUUCGUAAGGUUCUCUGUUACAGUGGAAUACUGCUGCUGAGUUCCACCGGUUGGAACCGAUAUAUCGCCAUCUACCAGGACUUGCUCGAGCGGGAGGAUGUCACGCCUGUUCAGUUCCUCCAUCAGGAAUCGGUGUUCCGGUCGACAGGGUUCUUUUUCGUGUGCUGGUUGUGGCGAAUGUUCAAUGUGCACGCGUUGCUCCACUUUUUGCUGCUGAGCAUCUUCUGUGAUAAACUGUGGGAGUACCUGCGGAUGAUCCAAUACGCCGGCUUCGUCACGCUGUUGGUGAUCAUCAGUGUGGCUGAGAUGCAUUUGCUCGGGGUGCAAAACUUUAUCUACAAAUCACUGACUGGUAACAAUACAUCGUUGUGAUUAAAUUAAGAAACAUAUUCAACUAACACACACACACCCCACGUCCUACUAGUAGUUAUUCGUUAGCUAUUUUUACACACUAAUUAUAUACAUGUAGAAAAAGACCGAACGUGAGCCUUAGAAGUUAACGAGAUGGUGAGUGAAGAGAAGCCCAGAGAGAAAUCUGAUUUAUCCUUUAACAAAAGAAAAAAAACAAAGAAUCACACACGUCUGUAUUCAUUAGUUCCCAUUACAUCUGUAUGUACAGUCCACACGAGUCUAAGCGUUAAUUGUUGAUCUUUUUUUUACUGAAAGAUAAAAUACACAGAAGCGGAAAUAUAUUUAAAAUCAACCGAGAAAACAAAUCUCAGAAUAGAAUAAUACGAACAAUAAAAAGAUGAAGCUAUAUAUCUAGUGUUGGAAAUAAGGCCCCUUUUUUCUAUUUGUAGUUUUAAGCCAGAGAUAAAAUUGUGGAAUAGCUCUAUAUUUAAGAACUCAAUUUUACUCUAGUGGAAAAACGGUCAAUAAAAGAGGGAUGCUAUCGUUUGGAAGGGAGAUAAAUAGGUUAGUAUAACUAGCACAGCUGAGUUGCUUUUUAGUGAAGUGAACUGGAUUUUGGCCUAAUUGAAGAGAUUUAUAAUCGGAAUGAACCGAGUUUAGAGAUUUUGACAGGAGCAAAUUGUCGGGAUGAGCAACAGAAAAGUAUCAUAAGCUGCAAAUAAAUGUGUAUAUGUGAAGUUUGAA